UGUCAGUUGUCAGUUAAUUCCGAUUUCCAAAUUCCGACUUAGUUUCAGUUUCAGAUUAAUAAUAAUAGUUGUGGCUGUGGCCUGUGGAUAGUAUUGUAAAUAUAAUAAAUUGAGUUUUUGAAAUUAUCGUGAUAACAUUUUAUUGACAAGUUAAUUGAUCGAUUUGUGACAAAGAUUAUAAACUAAUAGGUAAACUACUAGUUUUUGCGAUUAGCAGCUGAUUGUGUUUUUUAUAGUGCACAGGCACAGCCAUGAGUGAACGGCCACUGCCCCUGAAGGCUAUAAACAGGUUCUUCGAAGGAAAAGAGCCAUGGCAGAUUGUUACUAUAACUGCCUCAUCAGUUCUCGCUAUAGUUUGGACUCACAGCCUCUAUAAUGCAAAAGAAAGUGUCCCAGCAAGGUUACGGAAGGAGUUCUUCAGAUGGCUCCGACAAGUCCCCUUCGUGCGUAGAAAGAUAGAGGAAAAAAUGGCGGAAAUAAAGAAGGACUUCAAGAAAGAUGUUGCAAAGCGUUUAUCAGGAAUGACUGUAUAUAGGCACCUACCUAAAGACGGGUUCACGGCUGAACAAGUUGCGGAAGAGAUCAGAAAACACCUUGUUUUGGGUUCAUACGACUGGAAAGGUGGCAAUGUCUCCGGCGCGGUGUACCACGUGAAUGAAGACAUAAGCCGAGUGGCUUGCGAAGCGUACGCAUUAACUGCAUACACGAACCCUCUACACGCGGACGUUUUCCCCGGCAUCAACAAAAUGGAGGCAGAAAUUGUUCGGAUGUCCGUCAAUCUUUUCAAUGGGGACGAAGAAUGUUGUGGAACUGUGACAACAGGGGGUACGGAAUCUAUAAUGAUGGCGUGCAAAGCAUUCCGAGACCUGGCCUACAGUAGAGGCAUAACCAAUCCUCAGAUGAUCUUACCAGCGACUGCCCAUACAGCUUUCGACAAAGCCGCUCAGUAUUUAGGCAUCGGCAUUGUAACCGUGCCAGUGUCAACUGAGACUUAUACCGUUGAUUUGAAUGCCGUUAAAAGGGCUAUUGGAAGACGGACAUGUAUGAUAGUCGGCUCAGCACCAAAUUUCCCGUACGGCACGAUGGACGACAUAGAAGCGCUGUCAGACAUAGCGGUGGAGUACGACGUGCCUUUGCACGUGGACGCGUGCCUGGGCGGUUUCAUAGCGGCGUUCAUGACAGCCGCGGGUCACGACAUGCCUUUAUUCGACUUCAGGCUGCCCGGUGUCAGUAGUAUAUCUGCUGAUACACAUAAGUACGGAUAUGCUCCAAAAGGCACAUCGGUGAUAGUCUACCGCAAGCACCAAUACCGGCAUCACCAGUACACCGUCAGCACGGAGUGGCCGGGCGGUGUGUACGGAUCCCCCACUGUUAAUGGUAGUCGAGCGGGAGGUCUGAUAGCGGCGUGCUGGGCUACCAUGAUGUUCGUGGGGAGGGCUCGCUACGUGCAGAUGACCGAUGAGAUCAUCACCACGGCCAGAUACAUAGAGGCUGAGGUGCGCAAAAUCGAAGGGUUGUUCAUAUUCGGCAAGCCUGCGACUACGGUGGUGGCGUUCGGCUCACAGCGCUUCGACAUCUUCAAACUGGCCGAUGAGUUGCACAAGAAGGGCUGGAGCUUGAAUACGUUGCAGUUCCCUUCGGGGAUUCACAUUGCCGUAACUCACGCUCAUACGCAAUCUGGCGUCGCGGACCGGUUUAUAGCGGACUUGCAAAGUGCGGCGAAGAUAUGCCUCAAAGAGGGCUCCGAGCCCGUACAGGGGAAGAUGGCGAUCUAUGGCGUCGCACAGAGCAUACCCGACAGAAGCCUGGUGUCCGACAUCACGAAGCACUUCAUAGACUCAAUGUACUACUUACCGAAGCCUGAAGACAGCGACGAAUAAACAUAUAUAUAUACCUAUGUAAAUAUACAAAUCGUUUAUGUAUAUACAAUUUAUGGGGUUAGUUGGAAAAGGGUUUGCAGUAAACAUAAUAGUAAAAAAAAAUUGUGUCACAACUUAAAGCUUUGACCGAUAAAAGCCCAUAAAUAAUUAUUAAUUAUAUAAAUAAAUAAAU
Molecule: messenger RNA, 2052 nt
Organism: Pararge aegeria (speckled wood butterfly)
Lineage: Eukaryota; Metazoa; Arthropoda; Insecta; Lepidoptera; Nymphalidae
Gene: Sply
Product: sphingosine-1-phosphate lyase
Exons: 11
Coding region: 252-1880 (542 amino acids)
Biological process (GO): sphingolipid catabolic process; carboxylic acid metabolic process
Cellular component (GO): endoplasmic reticulum
Molecular function (GO): pyridoxal phosphate binding; sphinganine-1-phosphate aldolase activity
Source: RefSeq, a predicted model, not a curated record